Diospyros lotus (date-plum) is the source of this 940-nucleotide messenger RNA. RefSeq lists its product as uncharacterized. The record is from RefSeq and is a predicted model, not a curated record. Gene Ontology annotation, molecular function: serine-type endopeptidase activity. The transcript has 8 exons. Bases 159 to 701 code for a protein of 180 amino acids. Gene Ontology annotation, cellular component: membrane; signal peptidase complex. Lineage: Eukaryota; Viridiplantae; Streptophyta; Magnoliopsida; Ericales; Ebenaceae.
CCUUCAUUUUCCUUGCUUCUAAGUUGGCUGGAACCGAAGAAUUUGCAGGAAUAUAUGAAUGUAUUUGCAACUUAUGAGUUUCAUAUGAUAUAUAGAGUGGAAACCCCAAAUUUCGCAGCGGCGGGCGGGCGAGCGAUCGAGAGAAGGAGAGAGCGAAGAUGGGAUGGAUCGGAGGCGCAGUGGAUUCCAUCAAAUCUCUACAGAUCAGACAAGUUCUCUCUCAAGUUGUCAGUCUCGGUAUGAUUAUCACGUCAGCACUGAUAAUAUGGAAAGGGUUAAUGUGUAUAACUGGUAGUGAAUCACCUGUUGUUGUUGUGCUUUCUGGUAGCAUGGAACCUGGCUUCAAAAGGGGUGACAUUUUGUUUUUGCAUAUGAGCAAGGAUCCUAUUCGUGCAGGAGAAAUUGUUGUGUUUAAUGUCGAUGGGCGUGAGAUCCCAAUUGUCCAUCGCGUAAUUAAGGUUCAUGAGCGUCAGGACACUGGAGAAGUCGAUGUUCUUACAAAAGGGGAUAAUAAUUUUGGUGAUGAUAGACUGCUCUAUGCACAAGGCCAACUUUGGUUGCAAAGACACCAUAUCAUGGGGAGAGCUGUUGGGUUCUUACCGUAUGUUGGCUGGGUGACCAUUAUCAUGACCGAGAAACCUAUCAUCAAGUAUUUACUUAUAGGUGCACUUGGACUGCUGGUCAUAACUUCAAAGGAUUAGGGAAUCAAGCAAUAUUGUAACUUAUGACUUAAAACAGGACAAGAAAAACACUUACAUCCAGGAAAUCAAGUCAGCCUGUGAACUCUUUCCUAGAACUGAGCGAAAAUAUUUAUUAAUGGACAAAACUGUUCAUUAACUUCACUACUACUUUUGUCCUUUAUACUACAUCUUUUUCUUGUUCUUUCUACUAUUUUUGGAUCUUGCGUAUGGAGCAUACAGGAGGAUUGGUUUGAGGAUAA